Messenger RNA from Candidozyma duobushaemuli, 1773 nucleotides. RefSeq lists its product as uncharacterized. The transcript has a single exon. Lineage: Eukaryota; Fungi; Ascomycota; Pichiomycetes; Serinales; Metschnikowiaceae. The record is from RefSeq and is a predicted model, not a curated record. Bases 1 to 1773 code for a protein of 590 amino acids.
AUGCUAGGCAUCCUAGAUCUCCUUAAUUCUGAGGACGCCAGCGAGGCCACCAUGAGCCAGCCUCCUCCUCCCGACCAGCUGAUGCCGGGGUCCGAGGAACUGAGCAAGCUGGGCUCCAAGCUGCCGCUGACGCUGGACUCCAUCUCCUCUGGAUCGUCCAAACUGUACCGGGUGCUGAAACUGCUACCCCGGCUGAAAGUGCAUCCGCUGCUUUUGAAAGCACGCAAGCUCGUGGACAUUGCCCUAAGACACAAGUCGGGCUCCAAGCGGCAGGGCAACUUCACCCCAGAGCUGGGCUCUUCCAAACUCCAUCUCAAGCUGUUGGAGGCGGGCCUCCGUGUACGGCUUCUAUUGUGCCCUUCUGUGUACGAGUUGUUUCGCCAGCUUACGCCGCAUACUGCUGGAAGGAACACUGUGGUUCACGUUGCGUUUGACAACGAGAAGCAGCUUCUCACGGGGAAGGACAUUUCCCUGGAGCUCAAAGACGAUCGUUUAGGGCGUGGUCGGAAGGCCGCAAAACAUUCCAAUGGAUCUAAUGGAUCUAAUGGAUCUCCCAACGGCCACAAUGGCAAUGGCAAUGGCAGCUUUCACUACGACUGGCCAGACACAAGGCUGAACCUGACGUCGUCCAACGGCCUGGCCUUCUCGUUGGAAAACGGCACCGCCAGAAACGACUCCAGCGUGCCGCCAGACGACAUGGAUUCCAAGAAUUCCGACUCCGGCGACAACCAAAGCGACUCCUCCUCCAACGGCUACGCGGGCUACGCCGACUACUCCAACCCGUCCGACUACUCUCAUUUGCUUGGGAAGCACCUGCUUGGGCCUCGCAAGGCCAUUCUGAAGCGGGUGCGUCUCAUCGACAACAACUUGGUCAAUUUGGCGGGCGUGUCGUCAAAGGUGCUCAAAUCGUUCCAGGUUGACAAGGAGCACCGUGGGCCUACGACGCCUGUUUCCGAGGGCAUCGAAAGCGACGAUUCCAGACCAGGCAUGGUGACGACGUUCAACAACCUCGAUACCGCUGUGAUGUCGCUUUUCGGCACCAAAACCUACUCGCUUGUCAGAGUGACUCGUUCGUCUUCCAAUACCAGCGACGGCUCUGUUUUGCUCAAGCUCGAAUGCGCCAAACCCGGCGAUACCAGGCUUGUGGACGACAGAGAGUUCAUGGAAGACAUGGUUGCUUCGCUUGGACGCGAGGGCCAGACGCCAAACAACCUUUUCAUCAAAAAAGUGGUGGCCAGGCCGCGUUACAAGAGCGACAUGAAAAUCUACAUUGUGCCCACGGACAAAAAAACGUCCUUGUACGUGGACCGUAGGGUGUUUGAGCGUGAUCUCAUCAACGGCGUUAUAGAGAUGGAUUGCCCCACCGACCGGUACAUCUACACCACUUUCCCUGUCGACGACAUCAUCCAAGACGUGCGCAACAUGCUCAACCGAAGCAACGAGCUUUCGGAGCCUGAAAGCUCAGAGCAGGUCGCCAACCACAUGACCAGCACGUCGCUCAGCACCAACAACCUCCAGAAAUGGAACAUCCCCAUGAACGACAUGGAGCUGCUGGUGCUGCUGCCUAGUUCGCUGUCGCUUCCUCUGUUGAUGUCCAAUACUAACCUGUCGGGCUCCAGCGGCUCGGUUAGUCUGGGAAGCGACCCCAGCUCGGAUUCGACCCCGAACGCUGCAGACCGUGCCAAACUUACGUUGCUGAGUAUCCCCAAUGCCAAGAUGGAGCUGAUAGAAGAGCCGGAGGAUCUCAAGUUUGACACGUCGUAUGUGGCGUAG